AUGGACUCUACAGAGAGAGCUCACAGAAAAAGGACAAACGACGUCUUUCGAAAGAGUUCAUCGGUUCUUUCUUUUAUUUCAAUUCUACUGAUUGUUGCGCUGUUCAUGAGGAUGGAGAUGAUCAACAAGCGAACGCAAAUCAAUGAAGUGCGUAUUUUAGCCGUUGAAAGUCGCAUGAAGACGACAAAUGAAGCAGACAAAAAUGUCGAGGACAAGCUGAAAACGUUUACAGGUACAUGCAAAUACAAAACUAUUUACUUUGAUCCAAACGACGUUAAUUUGAAGUAUGAUAUGAAUUAAUUUAGCUUCUACAAUUCGAUUCCCUGGAGGGAAGAAUAGGAAAUGACGAAAAUGGCAAAACCGCCUUAAUUGACCUGGUGUUUAUUUAUGAGCUCCAAAUGUUUGAUGAGAACUGACCAUGAACUUUUCGAUUUGAUGGAGAUCGUGAUAGGCUGUAGUCAUGCGAAAAACCCAUAUCAUUUUGGCAAGAUGAUUAGGUCAGUAUUUGUUGUACAACGGGUUCAUAAUCUCAACCCACAUACCUUAAGACUACAAAAACAAUAUGUCAACUUAAAAAACUAAAAGUGAAGUUCAAGUUGGCAAGAUGUAACAGUUGCUUGUGAUGCUUCUCUUUUUCAUGUAAAGAAACGAUAUUAAUAUGACUUAAAAUAUAACAUUGCAUAACCUUUGACGGUUUAUGCGGAAACAUGACUUGAUAAAAUUAUCUCAACUAUCAUUGAAAUGGCAACGUUUUAAUGGUCCUGUACGAAAUAUUCAGAGUGGAUUGUUCUAAUUGGUUAUGAGCCGAUGAAAUAAGAAAAUUAAUUUAAAAAGGUAUGAUUAGGCUGCUUAAUGUUGAACAAAGUUCGUUUAAUGCUUAGAUAUAUAAUUUCCAAAUCACACAUCUUAAGGAACCAGUCAUAUUUUAUCGUCUAGGGGGGGAGGGGGGAAGGUCGGAGGUUUCUGGUUGUGCCACAAUAAAUUUUUUUCGGGCUCUUUAGUAUUUUAACUUUUUCCCUCAUUCUUGGUUUUCACCCAAGUUACUUUUGUCAUGACGGCGGCUGCUAUCCGCCAUGUUGGUGCUCAAGCAAAUAGUUACAAAUGCGCUUGUAGUUAGGUGAAAGUGAUAAAGUAGAAAUGAUUCUUUGUGUAGUUUUCGGAUGUGGCACCAGAACUGAUCAGGACAAAGGAAUUGGAUUUCAUCGAAUACCAUCAGUUGUUUAAAGUUAGUCUUCCUUCGAAGAAGAAUUGAAAACAGAGAGGAGAGAGAACUGGAUACAAUCGAUAAGUCGCGGCGACGCAAAUUUCCCUUUCGUAAACGGUCGUUGCCAUUUGAAACGGUCGCUGCCAUUUCUCAGAACGGUCGUUGCCAUUUGAAACGGUCGAUGCCAUUUCUAAAACUAGCCGAGCAGACGACAGCCCUCGUGAAUAGCUCGUACGCUGUUGGCACGCUCGGACGUCACUUCCGGGCAGUGUUGUUUAUAAGAUGGCGGAGCAAUCCACGUGCGCCAGAGUUUAGCCAGCUGAAACAGAAAGAACCCAUUCUUCUUGUGCAGAAACAAAACAAAAAUCAAUUAAGAAGCCAACGGGGUGGAACUCCUUUAUGCAGUCAGUUGCGGUGAGUUUGUUUUGUAUUUCCCGAAAUAUUCAAUCAUUUUCAGCCUGGAUAAAGUGCUUGUUCAAAUAGUCUAAAACAUGUUGUUUCCCUUACAUCCUUUACAUCCGAUUACAAGUGAUUAAGAUUAAGUGAUCAGAAAUAUCAGUGAAAAAUAAACCGCAUCUAAAAUUUUCGUUUAUGUCAUUAACAAAUAUCUUAUCUAUAAGUGUUGCACUUGUAUUCGUUAUUCUUGUAGGCCUUGAAAUUACAUUCGAUAUAAGCUGAUAUAGUUUCCUCGUACUUUGUAUCAUUCCACAGCCAGAUGUCAAGGAACAACUUGGAAAGGGGGCAGGAAUCGGGCAGGUUUCCAAAGUGGUUGGCAAUAUGUGGAAGAAAUUGCCGACAGACAGACGAAAGGUUCGUUAUAAACUUCUAACAUUGCGAAUGUUUGUGUAUUAACCCUGCCCCAUUUCAGUGGACUGCUCUGUGGUUUACGUGGCUAACUUUGUAAGGACCGAGAGUGUAAAUGUUCUCGUCAAACUUUCCAAUUAAAAGUAUUUUAGGUUAUGAAUGUUGAUCUUGAAUCAAGCUGGGACCUCAAGCUGAAUGUCAAUUUUGUAAUAUAAUGUUCAGACUUGUUAUUUUUCCAGACAGAACUCUUAAAUAUACCUAGGGGAUAACAAGGCCCAUUAUAAUGUACCAAUUAAUUUAACCUAAAUUUUAAUUAGAAAUAACCUACAUGUGGCGGAUCCAGGUUUUGAGGAAAGGGGGGGGGGGGGCAAGGGGGUAUUAUCCUCAAAAAAUUAUGAUAGAGGGUGAAAAAAACUGUCUUUGCAAUCUAGUUUAUAUAAAAAAAUAGGGGGGAUCAAAAAUACACGAUUGUUCCCUAAUAUAUUUCCCCCCUUUUAAAAUAGCAUGCUAUGAUCUUCAUAGGACUGGAAAGAUAAAGCACAGAGCUUGAGGGAAGACCUUGAUAUGGGAAUAGCAGCGAUAAAAAAAUGUCCAACCUGCAGCACCCAGUUCACAAGGGAGAAGGACUUCAAAUACCACCAGAAAGGUUGUCAUGAGUGCAUUUGCGAAGAAUGCAAUGAAUCGUUUGAUCAUGAGCAAAAGCUAAAGAGGCGUAAAGACAAGAAACAUAAAGACUUUUGCAGAGAAACGAAAUCUUAUAAAACACCAAAAGUAACAUGUUUAAUUAACCUAUCCUGCAUUUAGUGAUUUUAACUGGAGAUAAUUUGAAAGGACUAUUGGAUCAAUCUAUAAUACAUAAUUGUUUUUGUUUUUAAAUUAUUAUUAUCGAUUUUUGAAAUUAAUUGUGGUCAUUGCUGCAAAUGUACAUCAUGUUACUGUUCAAACCAAAUUUUAAAUCAUUACAAUGUUGUGUUAGGCUUUAACAGGAAAGAAUGAAUUAACACUUAUUUACAAUUUCAAACCUUCAAUCUUUUCAAAGUUUUACGUUUGUACAGCUUAAUCUUCAGAAGAUAGACCCCUCCCCACUUUUUGGGUGAAAUAACUGGAGGCCCAGGCCUUAAUUUACCUGAGUAUUAGUUAGCGCCCCAUGUGAAUCAAUGGCUGAACUUUGCUUAUAAUUUUCCUCAAUCAGGAUAUCAGCAAACAAACCUUCAUACCUACAAGGUUUCACUUGAACAAAAAUAUAAUCAAAUUAUAAGUGUUUGAAAUUGGCUAGAGUACUAUACGGUUGUAUGGCAUCGUACCAAUUAUCUGAACCAUGGAAGAAUCCAUAAGUUCUGGCACAUGUACAUCAUCACUUCACUGAGAUGCUGUUUAUCACUUCAUAUUCGGAUAUCCAUUGCUCCAGGUUUUCUUUCGUUAUAUCUUCGGUCAAAAAGUGCUCUUUGAAUUUUUCUCCAUUUCCUGAAAUUGCCUUCAGGUAGUAAAAUGAAUCAUCUGGAAGCGAAGCCAGAAAACUCUCCUUUGUAAUUUGGGUCGAUUCAAAAGAUUUUCUUUUCGAUUCGACUUCUUUUAUAGCUGAAGAUAUUAGAUCUUUGAGAAAAUUGUCGGGUUUGUCCGUCAUUUUGAUUUGAUAAAAAUCGCGAUGGUCUGUGGGAAAGCUAGUCACGCAUUGCUCUGAUUGUCACGCAUGUCGUCGGAGAAAGUCGGAAAUAUCGGUUCCUUCUUGGCAUCGACCGUCAUGAGAAAUGGCAUCAACCGUUUUCAAUGGCAACGACCGUUCCGAGAAAUGGCAUCGACCGUUUCAAAUGGCAACGACCGUUCUUAGAAAUGGCAUCGACCGUUUCAAAUGGCAACGACCGUUUACGAAAGGGAAAUUUGCCGCGGCGACACGAGAUAAGAAAAAAGGUAAAGACAGACCGGCACGGACUCCCUAGGUGGCUUUCGAGGUUGCGUCGCAUUAUCUCCUUCAAAUUAUAUUUUUGCUCUAACAAGCAUGUCUUAAAGGAAUUUGCCUUUGGUAAGAGAUGAUCGUAAAAUUUGUUUACAGCAAGGGCGUAUUGUGUAUCAGACUCAAAUGCUCCAUCAAUAUUUGUUUUUAUUUUCAACUGCCGGGUGGUACGUUAUGACAAAAGGCAAUAAACGUUCGUGACCUUUCGGCUUUUGUGUAUGUUUAAGGGCCGAUUGUCAAGAGGCAAAGUUGAUACCUGACAGAGACCUUUCUAUAAUGUUUUCUGGGUACCCUCUUGCUUUGAGGCGUUGUUUGAAUUUCAAACGGCCCUCUUCAAAUGUUUUUUCGAAGAGGUAGUUCUCAGCAAUCUUAUUGCUUCGCCUUUAAUGAAAUCAUGUUUUACGCCUAGUGGGUGGCACGAGGCGAAGUACGUAAAUUGGAAUUAAGGUCUCGGUCGGCUUGUAAUGGGUUUUGAUGUCCAAGAUGGAAUCUUUUGAAAAUCUUUUCCCUUUAAACACUGUGGUAUCGAGAAAAGUGAUUUGGUUCUCUGAUAUUUCGGCCGUGAAUUUGAUAUUAUGGUCGAAAUAGUUGGCUCGUUUAAUAAACCGAUCCAGCACUUUUCUGUCGCAAUCCAUAAGGGAGAAAAUGUCAUCGAUGUAACGUUUCCAUUCUCUUGGCUUGAUUUUACCUUGUUGAAUUAAUUCGUUUCAAUUUCCGCCAUGAAAAUAUUGGUAAAUGACACUGCCAUUUUCGUACCCUUAGUGGUUCCAGGUGUUUGGAGGAAGUUCUCCUCAUUGAAUUACAACGAAUUUUCUUUAAGGAUUAAACCAAGCAUUUCCCCUAAGUAGUGCGUUCGGAUCGUGCGUUAUGAUUGUGGAACAUUUCCUGUGUUUCAAAUACUAUAUUCGUUCAUUCUUCUUGACGUAUAUUUGUGUAUCCCUUUCUGCGAUAAUCCAAAUGCCUUCAAGAGGAUCGUUCAUCCGCUGCGAAUGUCUCACCUUCGCUAAAACAACAAUCUUGUUUACAAUCUCUGCUCCUUGAACUGAUGUUACGAAGCCAGACACUAUUUGGUUGUACGCUUCAAGACUUUUGAAUGUUUUAAAUUGCUUAUUUGUCAAGAAUAACUUGUCUCCAGAACAAAAUAAGAAAGAAGGUGCGAGACUUCUAUCGAGGGCAGACAUUCUGCUUGGAAUGGCUACUGGAUCGAUACCAAUCACAAAAAAUUUUCUUAAGUUAUCGCUCUGGAACGUGGCUUUCUAGGCCCUCCGCAUAGUUCGAAAGCACAGGUAUUCUAAGGAGAAUAUUCUCUUGUGAUUCUAGAUUUUUUUCACCAGAAAUAUUCAUAAAACAAAGUAUUUGAAAGAGGGCACUGUAAAGAUGGCAAUAUAUUUGCACACCUGAGAUGGGCACCAACAUGGCGGACGCUUAAUUUGCAUAGAUGUAUGACCGUCAAUUCUUUACAGCCCCUCUUUACAUUCUGUUUGUGAUCCUCCCCUCUGUUCCCGAUGAAAACCACGUGAUCCCCACAAAAUCCCCCGAUCCCAACCCCUGGCGACCGAUAAUGACUGGCCAAGAUAUUUGUUCUUUGUGACUUACCAAAUGGUCUUUUGCAUUAAAGACGAUGAUGUUUAAUGCAGAAUUAAAUUGUUUUAAAAGAAAUAGUGAAGCUCCCGCACCCCAGGAUAAAUAUGUUUUUUUUCCAAAAAUAUUUAAAAGCCUUGACCAUUUUUUUUCCACUUGUUUCACACAAAGAUCUCGAAAGUGUUAUGAGAAAACGUCCAGCGGAUCAUCGCAAAAGAGAGAAAAGAAAUAUUGCUCCAAAUCCAACGGCAGGAACUGUAACUUUACAACAAAUCCGCCAAGAAAUAAACAACAAGUUCAUUGAUGUUUGUAACUCCUCAGACAGAAUAUGCCAGGCAGGACCUCCGGGACCGCCAGGAGCCCUUGGGUAUCCCGGAUAUAAGGGAGAAAAGGGGGCCUCUGGAAAGGUAGGACCACCAGGCCCAUCGGGGCCUAUUGGGGCUCCAGGCGUGGGUGGCAAAAGAGGACCUGUGGGACCUCAAGGAGUAAAGGGCGACAAAGGCGACAAAGGGUCUGUUGGAGCUCCUGGAAUUAAAGGAGAUAUUGGAGCGAAGGGUCGUCACGGACAAAAAGGAUCUAUUGGCUUAAAAGGGAACAAAGGUAUCAGAGGAUUGGUUGGUAUUCAGGGACCAAAGGGAGAAUGUGUUGUUCCACCGAAGAUCAUUGUGUAUCCAGUAUCUCAGGAAGUCUUUAUCAACGAGACGGCAAUAUUCUUCUGUUGGGUUCAAGGCCAGACGUCGUCCAAAAUAACAUGGAGUAAGCUUGGAGGUACUCUAUCUGAUGCUACCGUGAAAGACGGUGCGCUUCGAAUCAACAGCGUUCAAAGGUCACAUGUGGGGUCGUAUAUGUGUGCAGCUCAUACCGGUCUAGGAAUUUUCAGAAUCGCAGGCAGUUUACUCGUAAAAGGUAGGAUCUUUAACUUUAAAUACUUUCCAACCUUGCAUUCGAAAAUUGAAGGAGUCAGCGUCUGCUACUCUCAAGUCAUGUGUCAUAGCCUGAGUCACUUUUCCUGACGCGCAAGACAAAGAAUAAAACUGAAGGGAAUGUAAAAACCUACGCAAACUGCAUAUAUCUGAGAUUAUUCGUGGUCUCCUAUUUUGUUUGUUAACUCGAUGAUCUUCUUUUUGUUUAGAGAUACCACAGUUCACUAACAAACCUCCACCGAAGGUCGUUGUAGAACAAGCAACAACUGUCAGCCUCUGCUGCGUGGCCACAGGUUCCCCUCGUCCUAAAGUUGAAUGGACUAGACAUCAAAGGUCCACUUUGUUCUCUCCGUUUUUCCAGGAAGACGGAUGUCUCGCAGUAAAUACUGCAAAAGCACAUGGUGAAGAAGACUACAUCUGUCGAGCCACAAACAGCUUUGGGUUAACGGAAACAGUAACCACGGUGAUUGCUACGAAAUUAAUGGGUAUUAUAACAGUUAUUACUUUUCAACUGUACAUCCAAAACACAUUUCCUCUCUACGUUUUUUUUAUUACAAACUAGACAAGAAAAUGUUUGGCAAAAGUCUUAAAAUGAUAAGCACAGUAUUUUUAAUUUUAAUCGAAAAACGCAAGCUCUUUAAAAAUGUAUUUAAACAGUUUGACUUGAAAGUUCUUGAAGUUUUAUGUUUCGUCUUUAGAUAGUUCUUGUGACCUAGUUCAGCAUGGACCUUCUCGCAAAACUGAUGGGAUGUACUACCUACGAGCUAAAAACACUCAACCAGCCUUUCCUGUAAGUCUGAACCGUAUUAAAUAUAGUACGUAUUCCUCUCUCAAAAUAACGGCAAUGCAGUCGAGGCAGUCAGCAAACUUGAUUAGAAAAGAUAAAUCUUCAAAUGAAAUAACGGUUCAAGGCUGUAUUCAUGCAAUAACUGGAAACUUCCAAGUAAGAACUAUGAUGCAAAGAGAGUGGAGACCGUUUUCUAAGAAUGCUUUACGCAUUUCGCUGACAUGGCUAAAAAAGGUUUCUCUCGCAUGGUCAGAUUUUCAUCUAACCUGGUUUCUCUUUGGCACUUUGAAGGACAUCGUAGGCGUCUUGAUGUUGGCUAAUGUUGAAUUAUCUUACGCCUGGCCGUUACAUAUCAACCCUUUUUAACAAAUUAUUUUGCAACAACAACAAACACGAACACGAACAUAAAAAGGUCAAAAGUUAACCAAUGAAGCACAAUGUGAACUCUUCCUCUUGUUUUCACGGACCCUCUCGCGAAACUGCCGUGAUGUACCACGUAUGCGAUAAAAACACUCAACUAGCCUUUCCUGUAAGUCUAAACCGAAGAAAAAUGUCAUAUAUAUUCUUCCCCUAAAUAACGGCAAUGCAGCCAUGCCGGUCAGCAACCUUGAUAAGAAUAGUUAAAUCUCCAACUAAAAUAAAGAUUCAAGGCUGCAUUCACGCAACAACUGGAAACUUUCAGACGAGAACUAUGAUGCAAAGAGACAGAGAGCAACAGAGACUCUAUGGUGAGUAAGGCCCAUUACGAAGUUCAAUGACAUGUUAAAAAACAUGACACUCAGACAUUGAUGACCCUAGAGGUCUGCAGAACGCAUGUCAUACAGGAACUUCUUAAUAGGCCUUGCUAAUCAUAGUGUCUCUGGUUGAGCAUAGGAGCGCGGGAUCCGAACGUCUGAGGUUCGAUUCCUCAUGGGAACUCAGAAAUUAUCUUUUCCCACGCUUGUGACAAGACGAAAAAAGAUGUUUCUCUAUUUCUUCACCGAGCUCAAGACUUACCAUCUUUUUUAAUGUUCUUAUAACAAAAUAUUUAAAUUGUUAAAAUAUAUAUUUCUAAGACAUGAAACAAUGCAUUUUUUCACGGUUCGGUAUCAGUGCUCAACACUCAUUUUUUUUUUUUUUUUUUUUUUUUACUGCAGGUCUACUGCGAAUUGACAACAGACGGUAGAGGCUGGACUCUUAUUGCCCGCUUUUCAAAUAAUGACGUCAAGAACUGGAUGGCUGACACUGGCCAUUGGUGGUACGACCGUCAAGUUGCCACUGGAAAGACAGAGAGUCCCUUUAUAAACACUGACAUGAUCUCACCAGCAUUUUGGUUGGUCAGAGGAAGCGAAAUUAAGAUCACGCGCAGUGACGACCCCAGUCACACUCCUCUGUUACAGACCACAGGUAACUGUUUGGGUGGAUAUACAUUCCGAUCUAAAAUCACAAGUUAUGGCGACUUUAGAAAUGGCAAGGUCUGGGCCACUGAUCAGUGUCUGGGAAGUUGUCCAGUUCAAUAUGGCGGACAGUACAAGUCAACAGACGGGUUUCAACAAGCUGAUUGCAAAGGAAACAUCCAAAGCGCUAACAAGAUCGGCUUCUGGUGUGACUGGAGUGGUGGGGAUGGAUCAGUGAUGAUGAUUGGAGGAGGAGGAGGUAGCUGUGCACGUGCUGAUCAUGGGAUUGGGAUCACAGAAGCUGGCGCUGCUUCUUUCGUUGAAGAUGGUGGUCAUGAAACUGAAUAUGACUUUGGUUAUGAUGGUUUAACAAAUAAAGUUCCAUCUCAAUCCUACUCGUUGAACUUAUGGAUCCGUUAA
Messenger RNA from Pocillopora meandrina, 9046 nucleotides. The record is from the annotation of a GenBank genome assembly. Lineage: Eukaryota; Metazoa; Cnidaria; Anthozoa; Scleractinia; Pocilloporidae.